Molecule: messenger RNA, 2379 nt
Organism: Myripristis murdjan (pinecone soldierfish)
Lineage: Eukaryota; Metazoa; Chordata; Actinopteri; Holocentriformes; Holocentridae
Gene: ddx51
Product: DEAD (Asp-Glu-Ala-Asp) box polypeptide 51
Exons: 16
Coding region: 224-2248 (674 amino acids)
Molecular function (GO): nucleic acid binding; ATP binding
Source: RefSeq, a predicted model, not a curated record
UACAAGAAAAACACACGAGAAAGUGUUAGGCGAUCACACAGCAGAUAGUUGUUUUAUCUAACUUUUUUUUUCGAAAGAUUACUUUGAAAUUUGCAAUCUGGACCAUGUUUAGCUGACCAGUGGUGUGUGACUGUCUCCCUGCACAUUCCCCAUACAGGAUACUUGAAAAGAAGAAGAGGAAAAUAAACUUUCGUAGGACAUUUUAGGACAUCUUCCUGCUAAAAUGUCUCUAUUUCUUAUGAACAGAUACCUCGGAGAUGAUGAAGAUGAGAGUGUGUCAAACAGAGAGUCUCGGUCCAAGCUUUUGUUGGCCAAACUGCAGCAGAAGGCAAAAGAGAAGGAGAGACACAGAGAGCACCUGCCUAGAGACCAGAGUCAUCAACCUGUGGUCAAAAAGAAAAGAAAAACUGAGAAGGGCAACAAUGACGAGCCACGGAUCUCCAAAAAAAAGAAAUUAGAAGUAACACCAACAGUAUCUGUGACGUUUGACAUAUCUGACGCCGUCAGCCAUGAAGAGCCUGCCAAGGAGAAAAAGAAGAAGAUAAAGAAAGAUACAAAACAGGAGAUAAAUGAUCAAUCAGGUGGUUUGGUAAAAGAUGCAGACACUCCUGUUGCUGGAGGAGACAAACAGGUGAACAUGGCAGAAGAGGAAGAGGAGACCAAACACAACCGAACAAAACAGGACACAGAGAGGAUCUCUGCCCAGACCGGCUUCACAGUUCUUGGAGGAUUUGAGAAUAAACCGGUCCAAAAGGUGCAGAGGAUCCUGCCCCAGUGGCUUGCCAAGCCUGAUGUGAUCAACAGAGACAUUAAAAGCAAUCUGGUCCCCAUCUCUGAAAUACAAGGAAUCUCUGCUCAGCUUGUGAAGAAGCUAGAAAAUAAUGGAAUUCAACACUUUUUCCCAGUGCAAGCAGAGGUCAUCCCAGCCAUACUUGAAAGUGCACACCAAGGGCUGCUGAUUGGCCGAGGAGGUUACAGGCCCAGAGAUAUUUGUGUGUCUGCACCAACGGGCAGCGGAAAGACUCUUGCUUUUGUCAUACCUGUCCUACAGGCGCUGAUGAAGCGGGUUGUGUGUGAAGUGCGGGCUUUGGCCGUGUUGCCAACCAAAGAGCUUGCCCAACAGGUUUGCAAAGUCUUUACAACAUACGCCGAAGGCACCACUCUGAAAGUUGUCAUGCUGGCUGGUCAGAAGUCUUUUGCUGCAGAGCAGGCUUCACUCUCAGAAAUGAGAGGUGGCAUGAGGCGCAGUUUAGCAGAUAUUGUUGUGACUACUCCAGGUCGACUGGUCGAUCACAUCAACAAGAAUUCGGGCUUAUGUCUGGACCAGCUCAGAUUCCUUAUUAUUGACGAGGCCGACCGGAUGAUCGACAGCAUGCAUCAUUUUUGGCUCAGUCAAGUAACCAAGUCGGUGUACAGAUCUGGGAGUGGACCUGAAGCUGUGUCCAUCUUCAAGAGGACUGAGCCCGCGUUCGUCACAGCAGCCAGCCUGUCUCCACCCCAGAUGCCCCUGCAGAAGCUGCUGUUCUCUGCCACCCUCACCCAGAACCCAGAGAAGCUGCAGCAGCUGGGCCUUUACCAGCCCAGACUCUUCAGCUCGGUCCACAGCCACGCUAACAGCCCCACCUGCAGUCAGCUCAGCACGUCAGAGCCCACCUCCCAGACAGAGGACCGAUACAACUUCCCCGAGGGUCUGACGGAGUAUUAUGUGCACUGCACGCUGACCAAAAAGCCUCUUCUCGUCCUCCACUUUGUCCUGCGCAUGAAGUUGAGCCCCAUCCUGUGUUUCACCAACUCCAGGGAGGCCGCACACAGACUGUUCCUACUGGUGCAGCUCUUUGGCGGAGUGCAAGCCGCUGAGUUCUCCUCUCGACUCUCUCCCAGUGAGAGAAAGAGGACGCUGAAGGAUUUUGAACAGGGAAAGAUCCAGCUGUUGAUUAGCACUGACGCUGCUGCGAGAGGCAUCGACAUCAAUGGGGUCAAAUGUGUUUUGAAUUAUGAUGCACCACAAUAUGUUAGGACUUACAUUCACAGGAUUGGAAGAACAGCGAGGGCAGGAAAAUCAGGUCUGGCCUUCACCUUUCUGUUGGCAGUACAGGAGAAGAACUUCCUUAAGAUGGUGGCGGAAGCGGGCAGUCCCGGGAUCCGAAAGCACAUUGUGCAGCCCAAGAAUCUGAGGAGUAUGGAGGCCGGCUAUGAGCAGGCACUGCUGGAGCUGGCCAGCGUCAUCAAGGAAGAAAAAGCCAAGUAACAGAUCCACAUGUGCUGAAGCAAGUCCGUCACUUUCAGUGUGAGCCCGAAUGUGCCUGACGUAGUUCAUAUUGACAGUUAUUGACCUGUAUUUGAAGUCAUUUAUUUUUUUCCAAUAAAUAAUUAAUUAAU